AUGCCCUCCCUCCUCCCAGCCAGGCGCUCGCCGCUGCUCCCCCAUUUCCAGUCGCAUCGAGCGAGCCCUUGUCGGAGCAAGGCCGCGAGCGGUGACUGGUGGCGAGGAUCCAAAUCCUCCGUCCCGCGCUCGCCAGCCGCCGGCCAUGGGGAAGAGGGGGGCCGCGGCGGCGGCGCCUGGGCCCGACAAGCCAGAACCCCACGGAGCCGCACAGAGAAGCGGGCACGGAGUGGCGACGGCGACGAGACGGGCGACGAUUUCAUCAGCGGGCUCCCCGAUGUCGUCCUUGGCACCAUCAUCUCCCUCCUCCCCACCAAGGACGGCGGCCGCACGCCGGUCCUCUCCCGCCGAUGGCGCCACCUGUGGCGCUCCGCGCCUCUCAAUCUCGAGGUCACCCUCGCCCCCGUCCGCACCUCCUCCCGUUGCGUCCCCGCCCGCACCUCCUUCCGCGUCCGGCCCUCCGCCGUCUCCGAGAUAAUCCCCCAGCACCCUGGCCCCGCCCGCCGGUUUUACUUGCGUUGCCCCGGCGCCGGCGACCCAGGCGCCGACGACCUCUGCGCCCAGGCGGAGAGCUGGCUUCACUCCCCGGCACUCGCCAACCUCGAGGAGCUCGAUAUCAGCUACGCCAACCCCCGGCUGCUGCCAUCUGCGCUCCGCUCUGCACCCACUCUCCUCGUUGCCAAGAUGAGCCAUUGUAGUUUCCCCAACGAGAUCGGGCCGUCCAUGAACUUCCCCCUCCUCAAGCAGCUCUCCUUCAUGGACGUUUCCAUCCCGGAGGAUGUCUUCCACGAUUUGCUCUCUGGUUGCCAUGCCUUGGAGAGCCUUUACGUGUCCGAAGUUUUUGGUGUGGGAUGCCUCCGUAUUAGCUCGCCGAAAAUCAGGAGCAUCAGCAUCCGUCAUACCUCUAUGCAAAAAACAGAACUGGUCAUCGAAGAUGCUCCUCGGCUUGUAAGGUUACUAAUACCUUACUAUGGUUCCUGUGAUAAUGAUUGUGUUACUAUCCGGGUAGUUAGGGCGCCUAAACUGGAGAUAUUGGGCCCUUUGUUACUCGUCGUCUCCAAGCUCCUAGUCUCCCAGGGAAUAAGCCCAGUCGGCUCGGCAAACUCAAUGCACACCGUGAAGAUUUUGGCUCUCAGGUCUUCUGGCCAUGAAUUGGACCCAGUUCUUAACAUCCUCAGGUGGUUUCCUUGUCUGGAACAGCUCUAUGUCAUUUUUCACGAACACAUUGAGGAGGAUAAGAAAAAUGGGCCUCAGUAUGACCCGCUACUUCCAAUUGAAUGCCUUCAAACCCAUCUCAAGAGAGUGGUGUUUAGGCCAUUCACGAGCAAUGAGAAACAGUAUGAGUUCGCCAGGUUCUUUGUUUUGAAUGCAGAAGUGUUAAACAAAGUUGAAUUUGAAGGAUUCGGUGGCUACAACAGUGUAUCUGUGGCUUAUCAACACAGAUUUCUACGAGUGGAAAACAGAGCUUCUCAAGAUGCUCAAUUUGAAUUCAGGAGAUAUAUCCGUACCGAGCACCAGCUCGUAGAGCACAUCCAUGAUUUGUCAGUGGCUGACCCCUUCCGCAGCCAUAGACAGGAUUGAUGCCUGAAGAUUGCACUGUCUUAGUGUCUUGUGCUCAUCUGUAGACGUUGUUGAUGCCUGAAGGCUGCAUCAUCUUCUGCAUAAGUCUGCUCAAUUUCUAGUCUGAAGUUCCUCUCUUAUUCCGGUAACUUAUGAAGUUGCCCCUGUUAAAACUGAAAAAGUUGUUUCUGGAUGCAAAAAUAAGUGCACUGAAGUAAAUUUCUGAUGGGCAGGGAUGCAAAUAUUACUGCCGAAAGUUGUAACUGUGCAGUUAUGGCUUUGUUCUGCCUAUGCUGGGUGUUGGAUACUUAAUUGUCUUUUCAUUUGUAUGAAGAAGCACGAGACGUUUGAUGCUUAUGAAAGGUCAGCCUGUGGCUUAGGCCCCUAUGAUUUUCUAGCUAGGAAGGAGAUGCCUCUCUGUAAUUUUAAGAUAUAUCUGUGUAUGUUAUCAGCUAGAAAUUCUGCUAAUGAUCAUCAUGCUUCAGUUGGCUA
This is a messenger RNA of Aegilops tauschii subsp. strangulata, 2052 nucleotides long. RefSeq names its product putative FBD-associated F-box protein At3g50710. The record is from RefSeq and is a predicted model, not a curated record. NCBI's taxonomy places the organism in Eukaryota, Viridiplantae, Streptophyta, Magnoliopsida, Poales, Poaceae. Gene Ontology annotation, molecular function: protein binding.